AUGAAUUGUUGUAUCGAGGAAAAGCCGACACAGCGCCGUUGUUCGCGGAUGAAUCACAAAUGGAUAUUAAUAAUGAGGUGCGACCUCACUGGGGACAAGGGAGAAUGUGGACUUAAUCUGGAUUUAAUCUAUCUAUCUAUCUAUCUAUCUAUCUAUCUAUCUAUCUAUCUAUCUAUCAAGAUGAAUAACGAUUUUCAUCAUUUGAAAAAAGGUAAGACUUCUUUCUUUCUUUCUUUCUUUCUUUCUUUCUUUCUUUCUUUCUUUCUUAUCUAUCUAUGCCUGAUUGUUCUAUCUAUAUCUAUCUAUCUAUCUAUCUAUCUAUCUAUCUAUCUAUCUAUCUAUCUAUUUCAAGGGUAUCUUUUACCCACGUUCUCCUCUCUCUCUCUCUCUGUGUCUUCUUCUUCCUUUUUGAACCGGCGUCCAAAAGACGACUUUAUUCCCAGCAUCAUCUAUCAGUGUCCUCGGCGAGAUAAGGACAGUGCUUCAAAUGCAUAA
Molecule: messenger RNA, 495 nt
Organism: Acanthosepion pharaonis
Lineage: Eukaryota; Metazoa; Mollusca; Cephalopoda; Sepiida; Sepiidae
Source: the annotation of a GenBank genome assembly